AGAAGCUGGUGAUCUAGGUCUUCCAGGGCCCAGUGGAGAGAGGGGUUCUCAGGGUGACCCUGGAGUGCCUGGUCAGGCAGGGCAGGGGGGCUUGGCUGGGCUUCCUGGGCCCAUGGGACCGAUUGGGACUCCAGGACCACCCGGACCCCCCGGACAGUCCUACCCUGGUGACGGGGAGGGUUCCGAAGUGACGGGGGUCAAUGGUGUUGCUGGAGUGAUAGGGAUUCCAGGACCACAGGGUCCGCCCGGAAUCGCAGGCCUUCCAGGAAGAUCUGGUUUGCCUGGGCUUUCGGGAGAGAAGGGGAGCGAGGGAGCAAGAGGACGGGAUGGAACACCAGGGAUGGACGGAUUCCCAGGACAAUUGGGAGACAAAGGGGAGAGGGGAGACAGAGGAGAAAGGGGUGAGCCAGGACGUGAAGGGGGGCCCCCUGGACCUCCAGGAGCCCCUGGCCCACCGGGACAGAUCUACCAGACCUCAGGCAGUUUUGAUGGAGUUCUUGGGAAUCAAGGACAGGGAGGACCAGGUCUUCCCGGCCGGGCAGGAUUCCCAGGGCCUAUGGGACCAAAGGGAGAUACAGGAGAGCCUGGACAGCCAGGAUACGCAGCUAAGGGGGAGAAAGGAGAACCUGGUAUUAUCAUGGGGCCUGAUGGAAGACCCCUGUACUUGGGAGGGCUGGGGUCUCAACCGGGAGAGAAGGGACUCCCGGGACCUGAGGGACCUCCUGGUCCCUAUGGUCCAGCUGGUCUAAAGGGAGAUAUAGGCAUGCCAGGUAGACCGGUAAGUAUCUCUGUUCAGCUAUUAGCCAAGUGGUGGUGCUCUGUAGCUCAGUUGGUAGAGCAUGGCGUUUGCAAUGCCAAGACA
This is a messenger RNA of Oncorhynchus nerka (sockeye salmon), 862 nucleotides long. RefSeq names its product collagen alpha-1(XVIII) chain-like. NCBI's taxonomy places the organism in Eukaryota, Metazoa, Chordata, Actinopteri, Salmoniformes, Salmonidae. Gene Ontology annotation, molecular function: extracellular matrix structural constituent conferring tensile strength. Gene Ontology annotation, biological process: extracellular matrix organization. The record is from RefSeq and is a predicted model, not a curated record. The transcript has 13 exons. The annotation marks the transcript as partial.